AUGAAUUUGAGGCAUCUCAACCUUUCUCAUUCUUUCUUUGAAGGGGAAAUCCCAACAGAAAUAUCAUACCUUUCCUAUUUGGUUUCACUUGGACUUAAUUGUUAUGAAUGUGAACUUGAUGAGAGAACAUUUGAAACAAUUCUUCAAAACUUGACAAAUCUGGAGGUACUAUCUCUCUUUCUUGUCAACAUCUCAUCUCCGAUACCUGUGAAUAUUUCUUCGUCCUCGUUAAGGUACGUGAAUCUUGUAAAUACUAAUCUGCGAGGUGUUAUCACAGAGAGCUUUUUCCUUCUGCCAAACUUGGAAAGGCUCUAUUUGAGUUGGAAUGAUCUUCUCAAAGGAGUUUUACCAAAGAUCCACCCGAGCAACACUCUGUUGGAGUUGGAUAUUUCCAACACAGGAAUCUCUGGUGAGCUGCCUGAUUCAAUUGGCACCUUCAGUUCCUUGAAUUUCUUAGACCUCCAAGGAUGUCAAUUCUCUGGUUCCAUUCCUGAUUCCAUUGGCAAUCUUACACAAAUUAGGUUUUUGGAUUUCGGUAAUAAUCAUUUCACCGGCCAUAUUCCUUCCACAAUCUCUAAAUUGAAGCAGCUCACAUUUCUACGUCUUUCGUCCAACUCCUUUUCAGGUGAAAUUCCCGAUAUUUUUUCUAACCUCCAAGAGCUACGUUAUUUACAUCUUCGUGACAACAGCUUCAUCGGUUCGUUUCCUUCUACAAUUGUAAGCAUGCUUCAAAAGCUAACCCACCUGGAUCUGUCGCACAACUCACUGAAUGGUACCAUACCAUCUUCGGUGUUUGGCCUCCCUUUGCUAGGUAUGUUGUGGCUCGAUAAUAAUCGAUUUAGUGGACUACCCAAUGAGCUCAAAACAAACCCAACAUUAGAAAUCCUGGGUUUAAGCCAUAAUCAACUCAGUGGUUCUUUUCCUCAAUCACUUUCGAAUCUCACAAACCUUUAUACCCUUGACCUUUCAUCAAAUAACAUCACCGUCGAUGUGGGAAAACAAAUCACUUUUCCUAGACUAGUAGAUUUGCGGUUAUCAUCUUGUGAACUGAAGGAUAUUCCACACUUCUUGACAAAUGUAAAGGAACUUCUGAUCUUGGAUAUUUCUAACAAUAAGAUUCGUGGCCAAAUCCCAAACUGGUUUAGCGGCAUAAGGUGGGACAGCUUGUACUACCGAAUCUUUCGCAUAAUUCUUUAA
Messenger RNA from Solanum stenotomum, 1197 nucleotides. RefSeq names its product receptor-like protein 35. NCBI's taxonomy places the organism in Eukaryota, Viridiplantae, Streptophyta, Magnoliopsida, Solanales, Solanaceae. The record is from RefSeq and is a predicted model, not a curated record. Gene Ontology annotation, molecular function: protein binding. The transcript has a single exon. The coding region runs from base 1 to 1197 and encodes 398 amino acids.